This is a messenger RNA of Aethina tumida (small hive beetle), 896 nucleotides long. RefSeq names its product neuroparsin-A. The record is from RefSeq and is a predicted model, not a curated record. The coding region runs from base 70 to 384 and encodes 104 amino acids. The transcript is spliced from 4 exons. NCBI's taxonomy places the organism in Eukaryota, Metazoa, Arthropoda, Insecta, Coleoptera, Nitidulidae.
CACCACAACACACCUAAGGGACAAUCCCUCGCUGUUUGGAAGUCGAUAUCGAAGGCAUUUAUCUGCGAUAUGUAUCGUUUUCCUCUAGUCUCCAUAAUUCUGACUGUUGCUAUUACAUUAAGCGUAUUCCAUGAAGCGAGUUGCGGUUCAAUUAGCAUUAAGCCCUGCCGUCCAUGUAUCAACGACUGCGACGACAACCCCCCAGAUGAGUGCCCAUGGGGUGAAAGCAGAGACGACUGCGGCAGGAGAGUGUGCUCGAAGGGACCCGGUGAGAGAUGUGGAGGAUACAGCAACGCGUUCGGCUCUUGUGGUGAGGGUCUAACAUGCCGUCCUUACGACGAAAAAUGCCAUGGUUGUUCCCUGAUCACCUUAGACUGUUUCUAGACUUAACCAUAAAUUGUGAUCUCAUACUUCCAAGCGUCAGUAUUACAACUUUGUUCGCCCUUUAUUAUCCACGCCAUUAUGUGAUUUAUUUGCUGUUAUACAGUGAAUGCAGAUGAUUCAAGUUCUGGCUGAUUCCCCACGUGAUAUAGUACUAAGUUGUGACUGUUAACAUUUGUUAGUAUUAGGGCUGUGGUGCAGAGGUAAAACCUCUACAUUGCAGUUAUACUUAUUUACUUGUAUAGUGAUUUGUAAUACACACUCCUUGACUUAACGUCCUCUUGACAUAAACAGGUAUGAAAUUUUUGUUGAAAUUUCGCUGGAUACUAUUAUUAUAUAAUACUUAUUCAUAGAUUGCGAGUGACACAAAAGGUCACUAGCAAAGUGAUAGUACUUGUAUAGUGAUUUGUUGGGGUGGAUGCCUUUUAAAGAUGUUUGAAUCUCUACAUAUAUUUAUUUUAGAUUUAUUUAUAGUAUAUUGACCGACUACAUACAAAUGAAAUUUGUACAUUCCA